This is a messenger RNA of Peniophora sp. CBMAI 1063, 1452 nucleotides long. The record is from the annotation of a GenBank genome assembly. Lineage: Eukaryota; Fungi; Basidiomycota; Agaricomycetes; Russulales; Peniophoraceae.
AUGCCUCUCCGCUUAGCACUUGAUCAUACUCGAACUCCUUCUCGGGCUGAUAUUGACUUCAUCUCCAGCCAUCCGGGCUGUGUGGAGAGGUUGCAGCAGUUCGUGAGCAUCAAUGACUUGGAUAGCGUCGAGGAUCCUUCGCCCGAAUUCUACACGGACCUGGCAAGCCUAUUACUUGCAUAUAACGUGCCAGGUACUCGAACAAUAGAAGAGGCUGAGAGGGAGGUAUGUGCACGUUGGAGCUCGAAGCCAAAGGCAUCGGCGAUGGGGUCCGAGUGUCAAGCUACACUACUAGUCCACGAAAUUGGUGACGAAGACAUGCGAUUGUCUAACACUGCACUCGGCUACGAUAUGCCUUCGUACUCCCUUCCAGAAUCAACCUCUCCCGUUCGAACGCCCCAUCGACGAUCCCAAACCACGCACAUCUCUGGGUACUUCUCUACCUCGCAGAGCACGUUGGACUAUCCUACGCCUUCACCUCCUGUGUCAAACGCGAAUCGGUCGCAACCCUCUCGAGCGUCUGAUUGUCAUACUCCAUCCUCACGCGCUGGUGAUGGCCGACUGGACCACUGCUCUUUGCCCUUCAACUAUUCAGCAGUCGCCCCGCUCAGCCCAACGCGACCCUCACCUGCACCUUCCAGAGCGUUAGCCAUCUCGCAACAGACGCAGGCAUCGCAGUUCUGGACCUAUCCAACAUCAUUCCAAUGCCAGCCUUCGCCACGCAAGCCGUCCGCGUCCUCACUUGUCGACCGCUGGGCCGCCCGAUUCGGCUCGUGCGCACUGCCACUCGACCCCCUGCCGCAGCGUCUGUCCGCAACACGCAAAGAGCUCAUCGCAGCCACAGGCAUUCCGCCAGUCCGCCAUUUUUGUACCGCCGCGCGCGAGCGUCUGCCACCCGGCGUAUGUGCCGACAUAGCCUUCAUCGAUGCCAAGAGUACACCGGUACCAAUCGGACAACGACCUGGAGAGCCAGUCUUUGUGAUUAGCUACAUCGGACCUCUUGGGAGGACUGGAUGGUCGCCUGUCGUUCAGGUCUUUAGCCGCUCAUAUGCAGAGGCAGAGUAUGUAUAUAUGGGAAGGUACACCUUUCGUUGGACAACCGUAGUCGAUGCGCGGCUGCCAGCCGAGGAGUGGGCUGCGCUACCAAAGGAGAUGAAGCGCAAUAUGCUACGGCAUAUCAUCUAUGCUCGAGAUGAUCACGCGAAGAAGCUUACGGCGCGCACGUAUCUACGAGCGAGAAAGCUAGCCGUCGACCCGCCAGCUGUGCGAGCGCUCGUACAACGCGACCGGAGCCGCACUGACCGCCUGGCAAGAGCUGGCGAAUGUUCGGGUGCGCGCGAUAUCAAGGAGGCGCUUGAUGCAGGGACGGAGAAACUGUACCUGUACUCGCUGCAGUGCGAUGCUUAUGAUGAGGUCUUUGCCUUCGCCCUGCGUAACUUGCUGCAGGCAUGA